CAGUGAUGCACAGACGCAGUGAGAGUGACGCAGUGACCGUGAAGUAGCAGCGGCUUUUCUCUCCAGCACAAACAGCGCGGAGGUGCGUUUGUGACCAUGGGAAACCCCAGAGUUUUCUUCGACAUCACUGUUGACGGCGCCAGCAUCGGCAGGAUUAUCAUGGAGCUGCGGGCUGAUGUUGUCCCAAAGACGGCAGAAAACUUCCGUGCUCUGUGCACCGGAGAGAAAGGCUUUGGCUACAAGGGCUCCACGUUUCACCGCAUCAUCCCCAAGUUCAUGUGCCAGGGCGGAGACUUUACCAACCAUAACGGCACCGGGGGCAAAUCCAUCUACGGGGAGAAGUUUGCCGACGAGAACUUCCAGCUGAAACACGUGGGCUCCGGGAUUCUGUCCAUGGCUAACGCUGGGCCCAACACCAACGGCUCACAGUUCUUCAUCUGCACAGAUACCACUGACUGGCUAAACGGGAAGCAUGUGGUGUUUGGCAGCGUGGUGGAGGGCAGUGAUGUUGUCAAGGCGAUGGAGAAGCAAGGCACAAAGAACGGAACUCCUAAAGUCAAGGUUGUCAUUGCAGACAGCGGUGAACUCAAAUAGAUGAAUCCUUACAUCUUCCCACUUUAUCUCUGACUCAGUCCAUAUCUGUGUUAUCAGUAGAAAACAAAGUCUUACUCCUCGGAUUUUUGCCUACAGUUCAUUCAGUGUCAUAUUUUGUAUAAACAGAAUUUAACUUAACUUAAUAAUAAAGAAGAUUCAUCUCUG
Molecule: messenger RNA, 759 nt
Organism: Solea solea (common sole)
Lineage: Eukaryota; Metazoa; Chordata; Actinopteri; Pleuronectiformes; Soleidae
Product: peptidyl-prolyl cis-trans isomerase-like
Exons: 5
Coding region: 97-594 (165 amino acids)
Biological process (GO): protein peptidyl-prolyl isomerization; protein folding
Cellular component (GO): intracellular membrane-bounded organelle
Molecular function (GO): peptidyl-prolyl cis-trans isomerase activity
Source: RefSeq, a predicted model, not a curated record